GAAUUAAGAAAUUUAGUAAUUUGUGGAAAUAAAUUUUGAUUUGAAUAUUUGCAUCAACUGAAUUAUUUGUUUUAUGCGGAUCACCCGUGAUGACAGAUUUCCUGGGAACUCGUUUUUCAUUUUAUGGGCUGGACUUUUUUUUUCUUUUCGGCCUGAACAUCUAUUGUGUUUAAGAUAAUUAUGGCUGCUGUAGAAAAACCUGCUUUUGAUAAAAAACUAUUAGAAAAUAUUCAAAAUGAUUUAAAGUCUCUGUCUAUUGAAGCAAGAAAAAAGUAUCCACAUCUGAAAGAGGCUGCAGAAUCUGGUGUUAGCAGGGUGCAGGAUGCAGCAACAAAGCAUGAAGAUAUACGUUUGGCUUUUCUUUCCGAAAGCCCUGAAAUUUUGGAACCAUUUUUCAUUGGCUGUGAUACAAAAAAUACCAAAAUUGUGCAAAUGUGCUUGACUGCUAUUCAGAGAUUGAUUACACAGGAAGCAGUUUCUGCAAUAGCAGCAAACAACAUAAUCUCCUGCUUAUGGUCUUUAAUGGAAAGUGGUACUGAAGAGUUGAAAUUACUUCAAACUGUAACUCUCUUGAUCUCAGCAAACAAUAUUGUUGUGGGUGAUACUCUAUCAAAGGCAAUAGUUUUGUGCUUUCGUUUGCAUUUUACUAAAAACAGCACUACCAAUAACACUGCAUCUGCAACUGUCCGGCAGCUGGUUUCAGCCGUGUUUGAGAGAAUUGUUGCAGAAGAUUAUUCUCCUGACAGAGAUCAAAAAAGUUUAGAAAAUGUGAAUUUAGAAGAAUUGAAGGCUGGAAGUCGGGUGCCUCCUAAGUCAUUGCCUGCACAUGCUGCAGAUGGCUUCAUGUUAUUUCAGGACUUGGUUCAACUGGUGAAUGCAGAUCAGCCAUUCUGGCUGAUUGGAUUGACAGAGAUGACAAGGACUUUUGGUUUAGAGCUCCUGGAGUCCAUUCUUUCGUCCUUUCCUGAGGUGUUUUUAAAGCAUCUUGAAUUCAAUUUUCUACUAAAAGAAAGAGUGUGUCCUCUAAUUAUUAAGCUGUUUUCACCAAACAUAAAAUAUCGUCAAGGUGUGCAGGCUUCUGGUGGACCCCCCAAUACUUCAGACAAACCUUAUUUUCCUAUUUCUAUGCGUCUGCUCCGUAUUGUGUCGAUAUUGAUUCAAAGGUAUUACAAAAUGCUGGUGACAGAAUGUGAAAUCUUUCUGUCCUUGAUUGUAAAAUUCCUAGAUAUUGACAAACCACCCUGGCAGAGGUCACUAGCCCUGGAAGUCUUGCAUAAGAUGUGUAUCCAACCGGAAUUGUUAAAAUCAUUUUGCCAGUCUUAUGAUAUGAAGCCUCACAGUACGAAAAUUUUCAAAGAUAUUGUGAACGCCCUUGGAUCCUAUGUACAAUCAAUGUUUAUUGCCUCCGGCGUGAACCCUGCUCUACCAGGCAGUGGCUCUGGUGGUGUUCCAGCCUCUGUCCAAGGACAGCCUCCUGCAUUGCUUGCAGGUAUGCCUGUGGGACCUGGCAUUACUCCACAGGCUGGAUUCCUUUAUAGAGGUGUGUGGUUUCCCAUCAACCAGAUGCCAUCCGGAACUUGCAAGCCAGUUUUUUUAGAAUUUCUUGAUCGUCUUGAAGCUCCUGGCGUUCCUGAUGGCUAUGGAAUAUCUGUAGCAUACUCAUGCCUAUUGGAUGUGAUAAAUAGCAUUGAAACAAUAAUACAUCCCCAAAAAAAUAAAGUGUGUCCCAAUGACGAUUCGGCUGCCGAGCCAGAUACACAUGCAACGGAGCCUGUACGAGAAGCGAGCUUGCCUGACACAUCACAUGAAAUCAACGAAGCUGACUGCCCCCAUGACCUGGCUGAACAAAUAGUAAAUUCAACAUGGUGUGGACUCCUUGCAGCAUUCACUUUACUGAUUGAUGCAAGCACGGACGAAACAGCAACAGAAAACAUUUUGAAGGCUAUGCAGAUAUAUGGCAGCAUCUGUGGAACUCUAGGUUUGACAAUUCCCAGGGAUGCUUUCAUCACAGCCAUGUGCAAGGCGUCUCUUCCUCCCCACUACACCCUUACUGUCCUGAAUGCUAAUCCAAUGAGAACAGAUGGAAAAGAUCGUAAGCGAGAGUCCGAAGAUUUUGUCCAUGGCAUCCCUAAUUCAUCGGGUGCUUCUCAACUGCCACUUGGACUCUACUUGGGGAGUUGUGAUGGUCAUGAAAUCCGGCAGCAAGUGGUUGCUGUGGGCACUCCUCUUCCCACUGCAUCGUUGCCUCUGGGAGCUCAGCAAGGCCCUGUUAUGUUGACAGCUAAAAAUUUACAAUGUAUGAGGGCAGUAUUGAGUCUUGCACAUUGUCAUGGAGCUGUUUUGGGCACUGCAUGGCAUCUGGUACUCACAACAGUGCAGCAUUUGGUGUGGAUCCUGGGCUUGAAACCAUCCACAGGAGGAAGUUUAAAAGCAAGCCAUUCAGCAGAUUCGUCAAACGCUGUCAUCACAACGGCUGUAAUGGCGGAUUUGCCUGUUUUAUCAGCCAUGCUUUCCAGGCUUUUUGAAAGCUCACAGUAUUUAGAUGAAGUUGCUUUGCAUCAUUUAAUUGAUGCUCUUUGCAAAUUGUCUUCAGAGUCCAUGGAACUGGCAUAUACAAAUAGGGAACCUUCUUUAUUUGCUGUUGCGAAGCUGCUUGAAACUGGUUUGGUUAAUUUGUUCAGAGUUGAAGUUUUGUGGAGGCCUGUCACUAAUCAUUUGCUAGAAGUUUGCCAGCAUCCUCACAUUAGAAUGCGUGAGUGGGGAGCUGAAGCAGUUACAUUUUUAGUCAAAGCUGCUUUAUAUCACAAGUAUACUCCUUCUUUGAAAGAAAAUAAGAAGUUGCAAGUGAUGCUGCUGAGCCCUCUGCAAGAGCUCUCCUCCAUUUCUCAUCCAGACAUAAGGCAGAAACAGCUGGACUGUGCCCUCCAAGUCCUUCAUAGCAGCGGUGAGAUAAUAUCAAGUGGCUGGCCCCAAAUGCUGGAUGUUAUUGGAGCUGUAAACGAAGAUCACGGUGAGUCUUUGAUCAGAUCAGCAUUCCAGUGCCUUCAGCUUGUUGUUGCUGACUACACUCCUAUCAUGCCCUGCACCUGUCUGCAGUUAUGUGUAGAUGCUGCUGCUAAAUUUGGUUCUCAAACUCAAGAGCUGAAUGUAUCCCUUGCAGCUGUUGGACUUCUUUGGAACAUUGCAGACCACUUGUUCCAAAACCAAGAAAAAAUCUCCCUUGAUUUAUCCUCUGCUUCAGAAGAAGAAAUGGGUGUUCUGAAUUGUGUACAAGUUCUGAGCUACGAGUACACCGUUCUACCGUUCGACAGACUUUGGUUGAGCCUAUUUUGCCGGCUGGGUGACCUGUGUGUUGACUCUCGGCCUGCUGUGCGCAAGAGUGCUGGCCAGACACUCUUCUCUACACUGGGUGCUCAUGGUAGCCUUCUACAGCAGACAACAUGGCAGGUGGUCUUAUGGCAGGUACUUUUCCCGUUGCUUGAUAGAGUGAGAUCUUUGUCAGGAACCGCAUCCACAGACAAAAUAACUGACAUGGGAGGAAAUAUUCUGAUCCAUCACUCUCGAAAUACUGCACAAAAACAGUGGGCAGAAACUCAGGUACUAACUCUUUCGGGUGUUGCAAGAAUCUUUCACACAAAGAGAGAUGUUCUGCAAAAGCUGGAGGAUUUUCCUAGAGCAUGGGCUCUUCUUCUGGAAUUCAUAGAGAGCUCAGCCCUGAGCAAAAAUAGUGAGGUAUCUUUUUCUGCUUUGAAAAGUUUUCAGGAAAUUCUAAAUAUUGGCCAUCAUCAAGACAGUAAAGUUGAAAAUACUUCUCCUGAAGUGGAAGAUGACGAUAUAUUUAUCGAAAACCAAACCGCUUUAUGGAGUGCAGCUUGGAAAGUUUGGUACAAUAUUGGUGUGGAAAGCACCAAACCCCCUCCUGAAAGACUUGUGGAUUCAGCUCUCUCCAAAAGUGAUUAUUCCAUGCUUUAUGUUCCAGACCAGCAGUUUUUGACAGCACUCAUUCAAAUAUUUCCAUCAUUAUUUCAACACAUAAAAUCAAGAUUUGUUGCCACUGACUUUCAAAAGUUAGCAGCAGUUCUACAGAAUGCUGCAGCUGUUCCCGUGCAUGGAGAGGCUUCCCCAUUCAUCCUACCAUCUCUAACCGAAGUUCUCUUGACCCACUUGCAGGAAUCCCUCUUACAGGCUAUGCACCUACUUCUGAAGGAAGCUCUCUAUGAAAAUGCAAAUCUGGUGUCCCUCCUGCCUGCAAUUAUUAACCAGCUGCUGAUGUUUGCUUCCUAUGCCUGCAAUCCUCCACCGUACGGGCAGCUACGAGCUCGCACUUUUGUAAACAUGAAGCAUUCCUCUACAAAUUGGGUGGCAAUGAAUUAUGUUCCUUUUGGAGAGAAAGCUUUGGAAAUGGUCAUAAGCGCUUAUCAACAAAGUGCUCAACAACCAAAUGUUAUCAAAGCACAAGUACUGCAUUCCAUUGUUAAAUCUCUGAGACUACCCCUCAGCAUGAAAUAUGCCUGUCCAUCCCAGACAACCUGGAAGCUGGCCGUGAGUGCUCUGCUGAAAGUGCUCUAUGCUGGACUUCCUGUCGCUCGUCAAUGCCCUUCGCAAUUUCAAGGAAUGUGGAUUGAUCUUGCAUAUGCAUUAGAAGACUUCUUAUUUCCUGCGAGUUCACCUUCCCCUACUCAAAGCCUAGAAGAACAACAGUGUGAUGAAGCAAUGGACUGCAAAAUUGUUCAUUUAUUGCGUGAUGGAAUAUUGCCACAUGCAAAUCAAUUGCCGAGAGAUUUUGUCGUUCGAAUUGUGACUCUACUGAACAAAGGCUCUAUCCAUUCAGCGACCAACUGUAGUCCCAUAGAUAUUGAUUCUAGCAGAAAGCUGAGAGAGGAAUUUGCCAAAUCCUGCUUCGAAACUCUGCUACAGUUUUCAUUUUUGGAGAGUGGGAUAGAAAUAGAUGAUGAUGGUGUUGUCAAUUUGUUGGCAGUUACUUCACUCCUGCAUAGAUUUAAGGAGGUCAUUCAAAAAUAUGCAGAAGAUGAACGUCUCAGUGGGAAGUGCCCAUUGCCCAGGCAUCGGAUGUCUGAAAUUUCCUUUGUAUUAAAAGCUGUGGCAACAUUAGCCAAAUCUUUGAAAAAGGCUGAUCCUGAAAAAAUUGAGUGGACUGUCUGGGAGCAAUUGAUAGCACUGUACCCAAGUCUUGUCGACUGCACGACAUCGACUUCAUCGCAGGUGUGUUGCUCAUUACGAGAGGCCCUGCACGAGUAUGCUGAUCUCUUGGAGCCACCCAAAAAUCUGGUCAAUGGAAAUUCGUGAUAUUGGUGAACAAACUUCAUUUCGAGGGAUUAUGAAGCAAUGAUGACAUCGUCUUUUUCAGUGAACUGGCUGCCAUCAUGAGUUAACCGUUCAAU
Uloborus diversus is the source of this 5402-nucleotide messenger RNA. It is a transcript of the gene mon2, whose product is annotated as protein MON2 homolog. Lineage: Eukaryota; Metazoa; Arthropoda; Arachnida; Araneae; Uloboridae. The record is from RefSeq and is a predicted model, not a curated record. The coding region runs from base 181 to 5307 and encodes 1708 amino acids. The transcript is spliced from 36 exons.